UUAACCUCUUACACAAUCCUGUCUUUCUUCAUUCUGCUUGCAUCUAGCUUGUGUGCAGUUGUCUACGCGUUUCUCCCUUUUUAAUUUUGUUUUUAGUAAUACAAGGCCUAAGAAAUGAGUGGGGACCGUUCCCAUAAUGAGGACCAGGUCGACUAUGCCUCUCUGGUUAAUGACUCCCAUAAGCAUAGAGACAAGUACAAAGACAAGGAAUAUAAACAUAAGGACCACAAGAAGGACAGGGAGAAAUCAAAGCAUGGCAACAGUGACUACAAGGACAUGGAGAAAAAAUACAAGGAAAAGGAGAAAAUGAAGCACAAAGAUGGCAGCACAGACAAACACAAAGACAAGCACAAGGAAAAGAGGAAAGAGGAGAAGAUCAAGUCCCUUGAUGGUAAAAUCAAGAAGGAAAAAGAAAAUGGCUUUGUCAGCCCACCACAUGUGAAACAUGAGCCAGAGGAUGAUUACCACUCGCCUAAAUAUGAGAAGUCUCUAAAGAGAGAAAGAGAUGAUGAUUAUGAAGCUGAAUUCAAGCCUAAAAAGAUAAAGACUGAAAAUGAUAAGAAGGUCAAGAAAAGGAAACAGGAGGAGGACAUUAAGCCCAAAAAAACAAAAAGUAAAAAAGGAGAAGCAACUGAUGGGAAGAAGAAAGCAAAGCAAGAACCAGAGGAGAAGUGGAAAUGGUGGGAAGAAGAGAGAUACACUGAUGGUGUCAAAUGGAAGUUCCUGGAACACAAAGGGCCUGUGUUUGCUCCACCCUAUGAACCCCUGCCUAGCAACGUCAAAUUUUAUUAUGAUGGUAAACCCAUGAAGCUGAACCCAGAAGCGGAAGAAGUGGCAACAUUCUUUGCCAAAAUGUUGGACCAUGAGUACACUACCAAGGAUAUUUUCCGUAAAAAUUUCUUUAAGGAUUGGAGAAAGGAAAUGACUGCUGAAGAAAAAUCCACAAUCACAGACCUGAAGAAGUGUGACUUCUCUGAGAUGAGUGACUACUUUAAGGCUCAAUCUGAGGCCAGGAAAGCCAUGACAAAAGAACAAAAACUGAAAAUAAAAGAAGAAAAUGAGCGACUUCUACACGAGUACGGUUUCUGUAUCAUGGACAACCACAAAGAGCGCAUUGCAAACUUCCGUAUCGAGCCGCCCGGCCUGUUUCGUGGUCGAGGAGACCAUCCUAAAAUGGGAAUGCUUAAACGGCGCAUUAGGCCUCAGGAUAUCAUCAUCAACUGCAGCAAGGACUCCAAGUAUCCCACGCCUCCUCCAGGCACUAAAUGGAAAGAAGUUCGCCAUGACAACAAAGUAACUUGGCUGGUUUCAUGGACGGAGAACAUUCAAGGCUCCAUCAAGUACAUUAUGUUGAACCCCAGUUCCAGAAUCAAGGGAGAGAAGGAUUGGCAGAAGUAUGAAACGGCACGUCGACUGAAGAAGUGUGUGGACCGUCUCAGAGCACAGUAUCGUGAAGACUGGAAGUCCAAGGAGAUGAGGAUCAGACAAAGGGCUGUGGCGCUUUACUUCAUUGACAAGCUGGCUCUGAGAGCGGGGAAUGAGAAGGAAGAAGGAGAGACUGCAGAUACGGUGGGCUGCUGCUCUCUGAGAGUCGAACAUCUCAAACUGUACCCAGAAAGUGAAGGUCAGGAGUACGUGGUGGAGUUCGACUUCCUGGGUAAAGACUCGAUCCGCUACUACAACAGAGUCCCUGUGGAGAAAAGGGUGUUCAAGAACCUUCAGUUGUUCAUGGAGAACAAAGAGCCCGAUGAUGACCUUUUUGACCGUCUAAAUACUUCUAUUCUGAACAAGCAUCUUCAGGAGCUGAUGGACGGUCUUACGGCUAAAGUUUUCCGUACAUACAACGCUUCAAUAACCCUGCAGCAACAACUGAAGGAGCUCACUAAUGCGGAAGACAACAUUCCAGCUAAGAUCUUGUCCUACAACAGGGCCAACAGGGCUGUGGCCAUCCUGUGUAACCACCAGAGAGCUCCCCCGAAGACUUUUGAGAAGUCGAUGCAGAACCUGCAGACUAAGAUCGAUGCCAAGAAGGACCAGCUUUCUGAUGCCAAGAGAGAACUGAAGAGCGCCAAGGCUGAUGCCAAAGUACGGAAAGAUGAAAAAUCCAAAAAGGCAGUAGAAACCAAGAGAAAAGCUGUUCAGAGGAUAGAGGAGCAGCUGAUGAAGCUGGAGGUUCAGGCAACUGAUCGUGAAGAGAACAAGCAGAUUGCCCUCGGGACAUCCAAACUCAACUAUUUGGACCCACGCAUUUCUGUGGCCUGGUGUAAGAAAUGGGGUGUUCCCAUUGAGAAGAUCUACAAUAAAACUCAGCGUGAGAAGUUUGCUUGGGCCAUUGACAUGGCUGACAAAGACUAUGAAUUUUAAAUCGUACUUUAUUUAUCUAUGAUGAACGUUUUUUAUUGAAUACUUGUGUUUUUUAGCCUUCAUAAAUGUCGCUCAAUGGCCAGAACCUACAAGGAGUUUGUUCAGGGAAAAAUGAAAGAAGAGAGGCCAUUUUGACAUUUCUGUGGAUAGUCCAAAACAUAUGACCCAACGUCGGGUAUGAAGACUGAACUGCAUCCACAAUGGAGAGUUGAGGCGUAGUCCCAAUAAAUGGAAGACUCCUUGACGUUUCCCCUCUGUCCCCCCUCAGGGACAAAACUUGACAGCGCUUUGAAUUCUGUGGUCCUUUCGCUACUGUGUUACGCAAAAAAAAAACCCAAAAUGCUUUGUACCAUUUUAUUUUUUUCGUUGACUCGUUCUGUAUUUUAGCCCUCACAUGUAUUAUUGAUGAAGUCUAUAUUUUGUUAGAAAGUAAAAUGAAAAGAAAUCCUUAACUACACCCAUGCGCCUUCAAAGAAAGUGGAAACGUGUGUGUGCGUGUGUGUGUGUGUCUGAGGCUUGACGGCGUGGAAGCUGUCUGGGUGAAUAUUUUAAACUGGACUAUGCUGAAAUGUUGAGAAAUAGGAUGUCUGAGCAGGCAAAGAGGGGAAAUAUUGCAACCAUGUCAAUAUUGAGUCUGGUGGCAGAAUGUGAAUAUGUUAUUUUACAGUUUCUAUCAGGGACUUUUUGUUACUUCACUGUAAAUGUGAACUCAUUUUAUUUUAUUUCCCUCUGAUGCAAGCGUUCUCUCAAUCUCUGCAUAUGUCUGAUUUCAAGGUAGUUUAGCAGUUCGGUGAAACUCAAGCUCAUCUCCUAAUUGAACACAAUGGAUUUAAAGUUUGUAAAUGAAAUGUCUACCACCAACCCCCCCGAAAAGUUCCCCAUUAGUUAGGAAACUAAUCGGGAAGAAAAGUCACAAGCUGUUACAAUUAAAACUUGCCUGCACUGUGUGACUAAGAAUGAUGUAACAUUUAAUGUGAAUUAUCAUUUUUUUUUCCCACUCUGUCCCACUUACGAUAGGAAAGUUGAUGUAAGCUGCUGUAAAGUCAACAUCCUAUUUCUGUUUUACCUUUUUAUGUCAUAGCCUUUGAUCAUGUUUUUGAAUUUUAAACUCAUCGUAGGUUGGAAAAAAAAAAUAAAAUCUUACAAAUUAA
Molecule: messenger RNA, 3515 nt
Organism: Girardinichthys multiradiatus
Lineage: Eukaryota; Metazoa; Chordata; Actinopteri; Cyprinodontiformes; Goodeidae
Gene: top1a
Product: DNA topoisomerase Ia
Exons: 21
Coding region: 115-2364 (749 amino acids)
Biological process (GO): DNA replication; DNA topological change; chromosome segregation
Cellular component (GO): chromosome; nucleolus
Molecular function (GO): DNA binding; DNA topoisomerase type I (single strand cut, ATP-independent) activity
Source: RefSeq, a predicted model, not a curated record